AUGGACACGUCGGGCCUUCGUCUGGAAUCUGUGACCAUAGAUGAAGCCCUGCACCACGGCGUGGGCGAGUUUGGCCAUGGGCAGCGCCUGCAGCUCAGCGUGGUGGGAGCUGCAUGGUUCUGCGCCGUGUUCCAGGCCUUCAUCGGCAUCUUCAACUCACUGAGCCCCUUCACGCCUGGAGCCCUAGCCUGCACCGCCCCCGACGACGCAGCCUGCCAGGCUGCCCUGGCCUCGAGCCCGCCCGAUCCCUGCUCACUGGCACCAGAGCAGUGGUACUGGACCCGCCCCAGCGCCUCCCCCCUCAGCGACUUCGACCUGGCCUGCCGCCCCGCCUUCCUCCAGCGCGGCCUCCUCCCCGGCGCCUUCUUCCUGGGCGCGGCGCUGGGCGCCUGCGCCCUGGCGCUGCUGGCGCCCGCCACGCCCCGCCGCCGCCUACUCUUCUCGGCCAACCUGGCCUGUGCCGGCGCCGCGCUGGCCGCGGAGCUGGCGGGCGCCCUGCUGGCGCUGGCCGCCGUGGCGCUGUGGAGCCUGACCCUGGAGUCGCCGACCUGGCUGCUCCUGCGCGGCAGGAAGGUGGUCCUCGCCAAUGCUGACAAGCCCCGCAUCAUCAAGCACAAGGGGACGACGGACCUGGUGACAGACACCGACAGCGCGAGUGAGGAGGCCGUGCUCCAGGCCAUCACCCGGGCCUACCCGGACCAUGGCAUCCUGGGGGAGGAGGGGGGUGUCAUGGGGGAUGUCACCUCCGACUACCUCUGGUGUGUGGACCCACUGGACGGCACCACCAACUUCGCGCACGGCUACCCCUCCUUCGCCGUGUCCGUAGGCGUGUUGCGCCACGCCGUGCCCGUAGCGGGUGUGGUGAUCGAGUUCACCGGCGGCCCCGGCGGCUGGAUCACGCGCACUUACGAGGCGGCGCGGGACAUGGGGGCCACCUGCGACGGCCGCCCCAUCUCCGUCAGCCGGGUGAAGGUCCUGGAGCAGAGCCUGCUGGUGACGGGGUUUGGGUACGACCACGACGAGUGCUGGGCGGCCAACAUGGACCUGUUCCGGGCGCUGACGGACGUGACCCAGGGCGUGCGGCGGGAGGGGGCGGCCGCCGUGGACUUGUGCCACCUGGCGGCGGGGCUGGUGGACGGGUACUGGGAGUUCCGCCUGAAGCCCUGGGAUAUGGCCGCCGGGCUGCUCAUCGCCGAGGAGGCGGGCGCCACGGCCACCACCAUGGGCAACGGCGCGCUGUCAGUGUUCGACCGCAGCCUGUUGGUGACCAACGGCUUCGUGCACGAGCAGCUGCUGGCGCUCACGGAUCCCAAGGUCAGCGCCCUGCUGGAGGCAGGGGUGGACCUGAGCCAGUGGUUUGUCCCGGAAGGCUUCAAGCUGCACACAGGGGCGCGGCUGGCAUGA
Molecule: messenger RNA, 1404 nt
Organism: Auxenochlorella protothecoides
Lineage: Eukaryota; Viridiplantae; Chlorophyta; Trebouxiophyceae; Chlorellales; Chlorellaceae
Product: Phosphatase IMPL1, chloroplastic
Exons: 8
Coding region: 1-1404 (467 amino acids)
Biological process (GO): inositol metabolic process; signal transduction; phosphatidylinositol phosphate biosynthetic process
Molecular function (GO): inositol monophosphate 1-phosphatase activity
Source: RefSeq, a predicted model, not a curated record